AUGACAGAGGCAGUGAGAACACCAACCAUCACCUCUGUCAUCAGGAAUUUGUGGAACACCAACCAGUUGGACAAAUCAGACAUGAGUGACUCUAACACAGAGGAGGAGGAAUUUGCAGGAAGGAAACAAUUAUCUAUGAAAUUAAGUGAGACCCUGCGCACGAGGCAGCUGCUCCUAAACUUUCACAAAGGCAAACCUGUUCUGAGUUUAAAGACACCGCGGGACCUUGUCAAAUUUCCAACUGUUCCCCGCCCUCGUUGGCCCGUAGAGUGUGAGGUCAUCAGUGACAUCAUUCAACACAUAGAGUGGGAACCUCCUGAGCCAGAGCCUUUUUAUCAGCCUUUAGGACACGAGGACACACCCAUUGCUGUUGGAGAGGAGCGUGGGAAGGUGGUGUACUGCAGUGACCCAGCUACCAAUCAUCCCUAUUUCACAUGCUCUCGUGUUGGAGGAAGUAGGAGCCCAGUUAAGACCGUUACUUCCUUUGUCAGUGACAUCACUCUGGAGUUUGAGUCACGCUUUGAAAGCGGCAACCUCCAGAAGGCCAUCCAAGUGGGCAUGUAUGACUAUGAGCUCACCCUGCGUACUGACAUGUACACCGCAAAGCACAGUCAGUGGUUUUACUUCAGAGUCAGAAACAUGAAGGCUGGAGAGACGUACCGCUUCACCAUCGUCAACCUGACGAAGAGCAGCAGUUUGUAUUGUCAGGGCCUGAAGCCGCUCCUUUACUCUGAGAGAGCUGCAAAAGAAAACUCUGUUGGAUGGCAACACACAGGCUCCAAUAUCAAAUACUAUCGGAACAGCUGCCAGACUACAAAAGAGAACACUGACUCUGUCACCUUGCACUCACUCACCUGGACUCUUCAGUUCCCCUAUGGCUCAGACACCUGCUAUCUGGCCCACUGCUACCCCUACACCUACUCACACCUGCAGCACUACCUCAGGCGGAUUUCUUCCAGUCCAGCAGUGAUGUCAUUCUGUAAAGUGCGGGUUCUGUGCCAGAGUCUUGCAGGGAACGCUGUGUAUGUCAUGAUCAUAACGUCUAGAGGGGCAGACAGACGCGAUGUCAGGAACAAGAAAGCCGUGGUAGUGACGGCCCGAGUGCACCCCGGGGAAACCAAUGGAUCCUGGGUGAUGGAGGGGUUCCUUGACUUUUUGCUUGGGGACUCAGAUGACGCCCAAGUGCUCAGAGAUAAUUUUAUUUUUAAGGUGGUACCAAUGCUGAACCCGGAUGGCGUGGUGGUGGGCAACUAUCGCUGCUCUUUGGCAGGCAGGGAUCUCAACAGAAACUACAAGACCUUGCUCAGGGAUUCAUUUCCUUGUGUGUGGCACAUCCGCAAUCUGGUGGAAAGACUCGUGGCUGAAACAGAAGUCGUUCUUUAUUGUGACUUCCACGGCCACAACCGUAAAAACAACGCCUUCAUGUAUGGAUGCAGCAGCCGCGACGAGGCUUCUCUCAAACUCCAAGAGAGGGUCUUUCCACUAAUGAUGAGCAAGAAUGUCAGCAAUAAGUUUUCCUUCAGGAGCUGCAAAUUUCGGGUGCAGCGGAGCAAAGAGGGCACAGCACGCAUCGUCAUGUGGAGACUUGGCAUCAGAAACAGCUACACCAUGGAGGCCUCCUUUGGAGGCUCCACUCUGGAUGACAGGAAAGGGACCCAUUUUACAACCCGGGACUUGAAGUCUCUGGGCUUUCACUUUUGUGACACCCUGCUGGACUUCUGUGACCCCGAUCAAACUAAGGUUACAUACUGUUUGAAAGAACUGUCAGCAUUGUUGAAUAAGAAGUUCAAGGAGAGAACUGGUAACGAUUUGGGCACUGACCGAAACAUCUCUGUGUCUGACCUGGAAACGAGCACAAGUGGUUCUAAUAGCUCCGAUUCAGACGGACUUCCUGUUCAUCUACAGAACCAGGUGCAAAAUCCAGAGAAACCAUGCAAGAAGAAAAAGAAACGCGUGAAGAGUCAUAAAGAAAGAGACCAGCUGCAACGGGACAGAGUGAGGAGCAACAUGCAGCUACAAGUCCUGCAAAGCAGCAGCAAACAUCUUGAGUCCAAACUGGUUGAUGACAAGGAAAAAGAGAGCAAUCAAAAUAAGCCUGUUGAGAGUAAUAGGAAGAAAGUGCAGCUCAAUAGCCUGACAAGAAAAGCUGAAUUCUCACCUCCUGCUUCAAAAAAUCCCAUUGAGGCCAGUAAGGUGAUUCUGUGGCAAGGCUGCAAGCCCAUAAAGGAAAAGUGUCUGAAAAACCCGAGCUCCUCACGCCUGCAGCACAAAACGUUUCCACAUCUCAGCAGCGCUCGCACACCUGUGGCUCCUCACUCAGGGGUUGAACAAAAAGAGAGAAAACAGUGGCGAUGCUACUCUCAGUUGCUUCACCUGAGUGUUCUUCCACCUCCACCAAAGGUCAUUCCUCCCGCGCAGUGCCAACCUUGCUCUCCACAACAAUGGCUUUCCUACUGCAGAGGGCUGCCACCAUCCUUUACAGCACCUCACAGCGGAUCUCCAUCUUCUAUGUAUGCCAGCUUGGUUCCAACCGCUGUUCCAACAAAGCACCCGUUGACAACUGUCUCCAGCACCAAGUCCAGCAGUCGGCACUGUUUCAGAAGCAGUUAUUCUCUACGACCCUCAAAUAUUUACUUGCCUGAGGUUUCCUCCAUGUCGAACACAGAAGUACCUGUAACAAAAACCAAGCAGCAGAACAGGGACCAGGAUCUCUGA
Nematolebias whitei (Rio pearlfish) is the source of this 2715-nucleotide messenger RNA. RefSeq names its product AGBL carboxypeptidase 2 (gene agbl2). Gene Ontology annotation, molecular function: metallocarboxypeptidase activity; zinc ion binding. The record is from RefSeq and is a predicted model, not a curated record. Gene Ontology annotation, biological process: proteolysis. Lineage: Eukaryota; Metazoa; Chordata; Actinopteri; Cyprinodontiformes; Rivulidae.